Molecule: messenger RNA, 745 nt
Organism: Silurus meridionalis
Lineage: Eukaryota; Metazoa; Chordata; Actinopteri; Siluriformes; Siluridae
Gene: lamtor3
Product: late endosomal/lysosomal adaptor, MAPK and MTOR activator 3
Exons: 7
Coding region: 153-527 (124 amino acids)
Biological process (GO): positive regulation of TOR signaling; cellular response to amino acid stimulus
Cellular component (GO): Ragulator complex
Source: RefSeq, a predicted model, not a curated record
CGCAUUGCAAACGAGUUUGGCAAUUGCAGGAAAUUACGAAUCCGGAAGUGUGUGUCAUGUGAUAUGUACAUUUCGCGACGCAGAAAUCUUCAAAAAGCAAAAAACAAAGGGCUGAAAAUAGGACGAAGUGCGAGAACACUCUUGUUUUCACUAUGGCAGAUGAUUUAAAGAGGUAUCUGUACAAACAGCUGCCAACGGUUGAAGGCCUCCAUGCAAUAGUAGUAACAGACCGAGAUGGAGUUCCUGUAAUCAAAGUUGCCAAUGACAAUGCCCCAGAGUAUGCUCUACGACCAGGCUUCCUCUCAACAUUUGCACUAGCUACGGAUCAAGGCAGCAAGCUGGGUCUGUCCAAAAAUAAGAGCAUCAUUUGCUACUACAACACAUAUCAGAUUGUUCAAUUUAACCGAUUACCCUUAGUGAUCAGCUUCAUUGCAAGUAGUAGUGCCAACACAGGUUUGAUCAUCAGUUUAGAGAAGGAGCUUGUUCCACUGAUUGAGGAACUGAGACAGGUUGUCGAAGUUGCCUAGAACACCUCAUUUUACAACUCCUGCAGUAAAUCCCUGGAUCAGAUCAAGACACACACACACACCCACAUAUGCACCUUGGACAUUACUACAACAGUAUGAUGUUGGCUGUGAACUUGGAUUUCAUGUCAAUUGCUCUUGAUGCUGUAUGUUUCUCUUUUGAAUGUAACCCUGUCUGGUUGUAUUUUUGAUUUCUUCUAAUUAAUAAAUUUGUUAAUGAA